This is a messenger RNA of Amaranthus tricolor (Joseph's coat), 2257 nucleotides long. Its product is annotated as telomere repeat-binding factor 1-like. Gene Ontology annotation, cellular component: nucleosome. Gene Ontology annotation, biological process: nucleosome assembly. Lineage: Eukaryota; Viridiplantae; Streptophyta; Magnoliopsida; Caryophyllales; Amaranthaceae. The record is from RefSeq and is a predicted model, not a curated record. Gene Ontology annotation, molecular function: double-stranded telomeric DNA binding. The transcript has 7 exons. The coding region runs from base 284 to 1162 and encodes 292 amino acids.
AUAUUCAAUCGCGUCUCUCUUUUGUUUUUUUUUCCCCUCGUAGAAAAGCACCAGGCCAGGCAAUUAGGCGCAGCCAGCGGGACUCCCGUCACUAGCCACCACAUUCUAGGGCUGCGGUUUUCCCUUUCUUCUUCCAUUCUUCUCACCAUUUUUAGAUUUUGAAUAAAAUUGCUGAUUUUGCCGGUGAUUGAUGGCCGACGAGGAGUAGUGGACAUCAGGCAGCAGGAUACGACAGUUCAAUUAAAAUAGAUGUUUCCUUGCGAAGAGUCUUGGAUUCUUGUUAAUGGGUGCUCCUAAGCAAAAGUGGACAUCAGAAGAAGAAGCAGCACUUAAAGCUGGAGUACGCAAGCAUGGGUCUGGUAAAUGGCAAACAAUACUUAGAGAUCCAGAGUUCAGCAACGUUUUACGUUCACGUUCAAAUGUGGAUCUUAAGGAUAAAUGGAGAAAUAUUAAUGUGACUUUGAGUGGCUUAGGAUCUCGAGAAAAAGCCAGGCUAGCCCUUAAGAGGAAUCCCCAGAUUCCCAAACAUGAGGACAAGCUUUCAUUGGUGAACAAAGUUACAAAUGAUGAAAAAGAUGUCCAAGACGAACCUGUUGUUCCACCCAGUGAAGCAGUUCAAGUUGCUAAUUUGAAGAAAACAUACACAAGGUUGGAGAACCAUAUAUUGGAGGCUAUUACAACCCUUAAAGAGCCCAAAGGUUCUGACAGGACUGCAAUUGCCAUGUACAUAGAGGAUCGGUAUUUGGCGCCUCCAAAUGUCAGUAAACUACUGGCUUCAAAAUUGAAGCUUAUGACUUUGAACGGCCAGUUAUUAAAGGUAAAGCGCAGAUAUAAGAUAUCCAUAAGCUCACCAUUUUCAGAGACCAAAAUAAAUUCUCCAUCAGAUGGUAAACACAAGGAACUUCGUAUGCCUGAAAGAAAGGAUCUUAAGAUUUUUACUAUGUCUGAGGUUGUUGCGGACUUGGAGAAGAUGAAAAGCUUGUCUCCUCAUGAAGCUGCUGCCGCAGCUGCACGAGCAGUGGCCGAAGCAGAAGCUGCUAUAGCAGAAGCUGAAAAGGCAGCAAGAGAGGCCGAGGUUGCUGAAACUGAGGCAGAGGCAGCUCAAGCCUUUGCUGAAGCAGCCAUUAAGGCGUUAAAAUGUCAAAAGCUUUGUGCAUGGUAAAGUUCAUGCUUGAUUUCACUUAAUUGAGUUAUUGUGCAAUUUUGGGUUAGUGUUAAUGCCGGGGGCGGUUUUAUCCAAAGAAGUGAUGGUCAUGUGAAUUUAAAGAACACUCUAAUUGCUUAAUCUUUUAGGAUUCAAUACCACUAAAUAGUCUCAGUUGCAGAUUCUCAAUAAAUUGACUUGUUGGUUGGGUCAUCAUGUCUAAGCUGUGUCUUUGACUGAAUCAUAUGGGAGCUUAGUCUUGCUCUUUUAUGUUUUUCCUUUAUCUUUGACUGCCACUCUGAUGAGCUUCCAGGGGAGGUUUUAAACAUGUUCGACCUCACAGCGCUCCGAAACAUUGGGGGAUUCUACAUUAAAUUACGUAGUAUAUGUUAAGUGUUUAAACAUACAAAAUUGUUGGAAAAAUAUGAAAUUGCAUAGGCCAUUAAAGAAUUUGUCAAUUUUUGCUCUGCCCUUGAGCUUCCUCCAAGUCUAUCAGAACUCGUCAUCACUUGUCAUAUGCACGUGCUUCCUUCUGCUUUGCAAUGCAGUAUUUUGUUUUUACCAGAGCUUUUUCCUUAUCUCGCCUGCUUUCUUAAUCUCUGAUUAUUCCUUUGUUGCCUUUUCGAUGCUUAAAAAACACUCCUAUUUCUCUGAUUAUUGUUGUUCUGGAUUCCUUCUUGAGCAUGUCACAUACUAUUGCCAUCAAGUAGAGGCGCAGCUAUAAGUGGAUGAAGGUUGACCAUGGUCCACCCUCAAAAAUCCAUUAAAAUUGUACUACAUAUGAAGUAUUCUGCCUAAAUUAUUUAAUUCAAGUUUUAAAUGUUAAUAUAUAAAUUUCCGGCCUCUCCCCACUUAAAGUUUUGGCUUCCUAUGUAUUGUAUAUCCGAAACUGAGUAUGGAAUAUGUUUUUCUCAGUAUGAACUUGUUUAGAUAAUGUUGUUUGUAAGAGUAAGUAGGAAAUCCUUGAUUGAUCAUUUCUAUAAUAUUUGUUGAAUCUUGGCAAUAUUGUUUGCUUCCUAUGCAAAAACGUGAGCCAUCCUCCCCCUCUCCCUCCCCCACCUCCCUUCUCGGGCGUCUCUCUGAUUCUGUGUACAACCAUUGUUUAUGUUUGCA